Molecule: messenger RNA, 2367 nt
Organism: Nicotiana attenuata
Lineage: Eukaryota; Viridiplantae; Streptophyta; Magnoliopsida; Solanales; Solanaceae
Product: probable arabinosyltransferase ARAD1
Exons: 2
Coding region: 720-2189 (489 amino acids)
Molecular function (GO): glycosyltransferase activity
Source: RefSeq, a predicted model, not a curated record
UUUCCUUUUUACCCUUUUUAGCAUUUUCUUUUUCUUUCUUUUUUCUGCAGAGAAAACAAAGGGAAUAGAACACAAGAGGAAACCCCUCUAUAUUUGGUGCAACUACUCUCUCUUUCCGUUGUUUUCUCUUCAAAUUAAUCCCUGUUCCUCUGUUUUGUGGGUACGUUUCAUCUUGGUUUUUUUACGCUCAUUCUAUACAUUGGAAUCAAAUAUCAUCUGGAUUCCCAAUUUUUUGGCCUUUUGUUGUUUGUUGCCCACAUUCAGCUGCGUGUAAGAUAUCUGUGUCAUUGAUAUUCAAACACCCAUCUUUUUUUUCCUGGUCCACUCUUAUUAAUUGAAAGAGCAUCAUUAGAUAAUUCUGAUCACUGGUUAAUGGAAUGUGCGUCUGUUUACUAUCUGUCCCUUGCGGAUGUUGGGAAAUAAGAAAAAGGUGAGAUUUUCGGUGUGAGCUGUUCUGAGAUAGAUUAUGUAGGUAUAGGUUUGGAUGGUGUGGUUUCAGAUAGAAUGAAUGAUUAGCUGGUUCUUGGUUUUAUCAAUGUGAUCUUAAUGAUUUUUUGGGCCUAAUUUGCAUUGCUUUGUUCGCCACUCAUUUGUUGCAUCAGCUCUGGGGAGACUGGCUAAUUGUGAUUGAUUCAAAAUCUACCUGUUUCCAAGCCUAUAUUGGAGUAUGGAGAAAUGAUGAGUUUGUAUUAGGUGUUUGUUACUGGUUCAGCAUUGACAUGGUUGAGAGAAAUGCACAUUCAAUGGGGAUUUUUGGCCGAAAAUCCUUGUUUUGUUUGUUUGCGGUUACAUCUGUUUUGUUCAUGUUGUCUUGGUCCUUUGUGCUGCGUUCAGCUGGUCGGCCUCACUUUGUUGAUCUGAAUAUACUACCCAACUCCAAGCUUCUUGCCUUGGCAGAUGAUGGGAAUUCCCGGUCUAGGAGUCAGAGAGAUGGUGAGGUCCCUAUAUUAGUUGAUAAUAAUAAUGCACCAAAAAAGUAUAACUUGUUUAAGUGCAAUCCUAGUAACCAAGUUCUUAAAGUUUUUAUGUAUGACCUGCCUCCUCAGUUUCAUUUUGAACUCUUAGGAUGGAAGGCUGAGGGAAAAAACAGUAUUUGGCCCAAUAUCCGCAAUAAGGUUCCUGAGUAUCCAGGUGGAUUAAACUUGCAGCACAGUAUAGAAUAUUGGUUGACGUUGGAUCUUCUCUAUUCUGAAAUUACUGACAAUUUGAAUGGUAGAAGUGCCAUAAGAGUGUAUAAUUCAAGUGAAGCUGAUGUCAUUUUUGUACCAUUCUUUUCGUCAAUCAGCUAUAAUCGGUUUUCAAGGCUUAAGCCACACCAAAAAACAAGCAUGAAUACCUUACUACAGGAAAAAAUGGUUACCUUUUUAACUGCUCAAGAGGAAUGGAAAAGAUCAGGGGGGAAAGACCAUAUUAUUGUCGCCCACCAUCCGAAUAGUCUUUUGGAUGCAAGAGUGAAGCUUUGGCCUGCAAUGUUUAUUCUUUCUGAUUUUGGAAGGUAUCCUCCAAGUGUAGCUAAUGUUGAAAAGGACAUAAUUGCACCUUAUAAGCAUGUAAUCAGGAAUUAUUACAAUGACACUUCUGGUUUUGAUAGUCGACCAAUUCUUCUUUACUUCCAAGGAGCUAUAUACAGAAAAGAUGGUGGGUUUAUCAGGCAAGAAUUAUUCUAUAUGUUGAAAGAUGAGAAAGAUGUUCACUUCUCUUUUGGGAGCGUUCAAAAGGAUGGUAUAAAACAAGCUACAGAGGGAAUGCACUCCUCCAAGUUCUGCCUUAACAUUGCUGGUGACACUCCUUCAUCGAAUCGCCUCUUUGAUGCGAUUGCUAGUCACUGUGUACCAGUCAUCAUUAGUGAUGAAAUAGAGCUCCCCUAUGAAGAUAUUCUUGACUAUUCAGAGUUCUGCAUAUUCGUUCGUACCUCAGAUGCUCUCAAAGAAAAAUUCCUCAUAAACCUCAUUAGGAGUAUUAAGAAAGAAGAGUGGACUAGAAUGUGGGCUAGGUUAAAGGAGGUUGAAAAUCUCUUCGAGUAUAGAUAUCCUUCUAAGGAUAAUGAUGCUGUUCAAAUGAUCUGGCAAGCCAUUGCGCGUAAGGUUCCUGCUGUUAACUUGAAGUUGCAUAAAUCCUGGAGAUUUUAUCGGAGCCCUUGGAAGGAAAGAGGGUUGAAAUCAACUCUGUUGCCCAAAAAUUUUUGGUAAGCACUUACCGAGUAGUUCUUGUAUUCGGUAUGUCUUAGCAGCAUAUUAUUUAUACAUAUUUUGGAACAAAGCCAAGUGUAGCAGACAAUAGAUAUAAGGAAACAUAGUAAGUGAAAGAUAGAAAAAAGAAAGUUAUGUUAUAGGCUUAUGCUUGUUGAAUCAUUCAUUAUUCUUUAUC